AUGAGACUGCGGACAUCGCUAUGUAGUGCUGCUGUACGACUAAGAUCAGUGUCAGCUCGUCCGACACUCCACGAACCAAGGCCACUCAGACCUCAUCAGAGUGCCGUACCGACGACAUGGCAGCGAGGCGCCAAGACCAAGACAACUGUCAAAGCCAGCAGUUUACCACAAGGCAUACUACCACCUUUACCUCCGGAUGAGAGCGAGAAAGUCCAGGCCAGAUCAUACCCGCCAGUCCUACAACAACAUCUCAACAAUGUCCGGAAGUUCACCGACUGCGUCGUCCUCACUCGUGUGGGAGACUUCUACGAGAUGUAUUUCGACCAAGUCGAUGAAUAUGCUCCUCUGGUCAACCUCAAAAGGGCCAAACGAGCUACAGCGCUUGGUGAUGUGGCGAUGGCUGGCUUCCAGCAUACUCAACUAGAUCGCUACCUGAAGAUGUUCGUCCAGGAUCUCGGAAAGCAAGUCGCCAUUAGCGAGCAGAUCCGUUUGCCUGACGGAGAGCGUAUUGGUAAGGGACCGAUGUAUGAUCGAAAAGUCACGAGAGUGGUGACUGCGGGCACACUCAUCGAUGAGAACUUUAUGGAUCCGUUCGAGAACAAUUACCUUCUGGCUGUGCACUUUGAUGGCGUGCUACCAAGCCCGACAGGCCAGGCUUCUGAUAAAGGAGCGUAUGAGCGGUAUGCUCGUAGCAUGAAAGUCGGCCUUAGUUGGGUUGACUUGUCGAGUGGCGAAUUCAACACACAGAUCAGCGAUCUGGCCACCCUACCAAGCCUGAUCGCGCGGAUUUGCCCACGCGAGAUCGUGCUCGAUGCAGGCCUUGAGGAUGCAGGCCAACCACGUUUGCAGAAGCAUCUCGGAGAUGGUAAUCACGCUAUGCACUUCCACGCUGCUACGACUGGGAUCACAAAGGUCUCAGACUGGACACCGAUGCUGGAGCGAGCCGUGGCAGACGACAAGAUCGGAGACUUCGCAUCGCAAGAAAUUGCGGCCGGUAGUCAAGUACUGGACUAUAUUCGUGAGAAGCUUGUGGUCACGAAUCUGCGACUGCAGCCACCUACGCGGAAGUCGGAUGAGGAGUACAUGUCUAUUGACAAGCAAAGCCUGCGAGGUCUCGAGAUACGUAGCACGCUUCGUGAUGGCACACUCCAAGGCAGUCUACUGCAUGCUGUACGGCACACGGUGACCAAGAGUGGCGCUCGGUUGCUCAGCCAGCGACUCGUAGCCCCAUCUAUGUCCCUAUCUAUGAUCAAUGACCGACUCGAUCUUAUUCAGGAAUUGCUCAGCAGCGAUGCGCUGCGUGAAGAUAUCGUUGCGCUGCUGCGGCAGACUGCAGACACAUUACGGCUGUUGCAGCGCUUCUCGAUUGGCAAAGGUGACGCGGAUGAUCUCCUCAACCUCGCAAGGACUGUCGACGUGAUGGGUCAGGUGGCAGAGCUCCUUCAUGACCAUAUCAUAGCACGUCAGGAGCCUCUAGAGGUUACACCCGAAGAGCCUAACGCACGGCCCAUGGAUCUGGACUUUUUGUGGGACAUCUUGCACCGUCUCGACUUGGAAGGACCUGCUAAGCUAGCCAGAGUCAUCGAAGACGCUAUCGACGAGGAGUCUCUGACACGUCAGCACACCAUCGAAGCUGAACAGCAGGAAGAAGCGGAAAGCGUGGUCGAGGGAGUGAUCAAAGCUGAAGAGGCAGGUGAGGAAGCGCCAAAGCGUGGAAAGCGUGCCUCGAAAGCUACGCCCAAGACAACAGAAGAGACCAGCAGUGAAAUAUGGAUCAUGCGCAGAGAUGCAUCCAAAACACUGGAGCGUGCUCAUGCCGACCUGGACAAGCUCGUACAGAUGAAAAGCGAAUUGGCCGCAGGCCUGCGAAACCAGCUGAAGUCUGAGAGUCUGACGCUGCGCUGGAGCGCGCAACUUGGCCACUUCUGCCAUAUCAAAGGCAAAGAUGCUAAUGGCAAUCUAGCAGCAUUAGCUGGUGCUCGCGUGAUCGGGUCAACAAAGAGCACACGAUCUUUCUACCUCGCAGAUUGGACACACCUCGGCGUCCGCAUAGACGACUGCAAGUUACGUGUUCGCACAGAAGAAGAACGAGUCUUCGGCAAACUGCGUGCACAAGUCAUCGACAACCUAAUGAAACUCCGCCGCAACGCUGCUGUCCUAGACGAGCUAGACGUAGCCUGUUCCUCCGCCACAAUCGCCAAAGAACGCAAUCUUGUCCGUCCCAUCCUCAACGAAACCACAACCCACCAUAUCAUAGGCGGCCGCCACCCCACAGUCGACCUGGGGCUCAAGACUCAGGGCCGACCGUUCACAUCGAACGACUGCACAGUUGGCGACAAAGAGAAGAUCUACCUCAUCACCGGCCCCAAUAUGGCAGGCAAGAGCACCUACCUCCGCCAGAACGCUCUGGUAACUAUCCUAGCACAGACAGGUCUCUUCGUACCCGCAGACUACGCUUCCAUCGGCCUCGUCGAUAAGAUCUUCUCUCGUGUCGGCUCGGCAGAUAAUCUGUACCAAGACCAAUCAACCUUCAUGGUCGAAAUGCUAGAAACGGCCGAAAUCCUGAAACAAGCUACACCUCGCAGCUUUGUCAUCAUGGAUGAGGUUGGUCGUGGGACGACGCCCGAAGAUGGUAUCGCGGUGGGCUAUGCUUGUUUGCAUCAUUUGCAUCAUGUCAACCGGUGUCGAGCGUUGUUUGCUACGCACUUCCAUGCAUUGGCGGAUAUGACCAGAGAUUUCGAGAAGUUGGCUUGUUAUUGUACCGAUGUUGCUGAGGAGACAGAUGGUAGUUGGGCUUAUGUGCAUAAGCUGAGGAGGGGCGUGAAUCGGGAGAGUCAUGCUUUGAAGGUUGCGAAGUUGGCUGGUCUGCCGGAGGAGGCUGUGCAGGUGGCGAAGGGGGUGCUGGAUAGUCUUGGUCAUGGUCAACAGGGCCGGCGGAGCUCCGAGGCCAAAAAACUUUUGGUGCUGGCGCUGGCUGAAGCAGGAACCAAUGGACAAUGA
Messenger RNA from Recurvomyces mirabilis, 3000 nucleotides. It is a transcript of the gene msh1, whose product is annotated as MutS protein 1. Gene Ontology annotation, biological process: mismatch repair; mitochondrial DNA repair. Gene Ontology annotation, molecular function: ATP binding; ATP-dependent DNA damage sensor activity; mismatched DNA binding. The coding region runs from base 1 to 3000 and encodes 999 amino acids. Gene Ontology annotation, cellular component: nucleus; mitochondrion. The record is from RefSeq and is a predicted model, not a curated record. The transcript has a single exon. NCBI's taxonomy places the organism in Eukaryota, Fungi, Ascomycota, Dothideomycetes, Mycosphaerellales, Teratosphaeriaceae.